CGGUGCACUUGGUCGGAGCCCGGAGUCCCGGGAGUCGCCAGUUGCUGUCCGUCGUUCGACGGGUGUUCACGUUCCUUGUUGUGUUGCAGUCGUCGCCUUUGCCGCCGUUGCCAUCGCUUCCACACGCGCACAUACUCUCUGCAGGACCACCGCGCGUCGACGGGAGCCCACCGCACGUCCGAGCCAUAUACACGGUUUCACACCGCCUCUUCUCCCUCCGUUACCCUCUAUCAUCUGUACUCCGUUAUCAGAACCGUGUGAUUGAUAACAUCGACUCGACGUUCCGUACUUCAUUGGUUCUUUAGCCAUCGCUGCCAAUUAAUCGUACUCUUGUCGACGUUUUUUCCCUUCGGUUUGAUACUUUAUUUUUAUUUUUCGGCCAGAUCUCCCCAUACUGGACGUUUAUACGACCGCGUUACCUACCUGUAUCUUUCGCCGGCACCACCCGCAGCUGCCGCACUUGACCCAAUUACGAGAUUGCACACCACCGGUGAUCAACAGCACCACCAACGGAAAACCGGAUCUUAUCUCCAUCGCGCCGUCGGCAUAUUCGGAUUGAACAAAGUGUACACAGAUCGUGCAAAACGUCAGGACACAGACGACCGCUGGCGUGGGUCGGGCCCGGUGUUCUAUCGGAUAAUGUUUAUGGGACGGCUCGCUGGGCCCCCCCACCACAUUUCAUGGACGAAAGACCGACCGACGGAAGGAUUAACAACGGCGAGAGUGGCGGCUCUGUGGUCCGCAAGGACGAAACCAAAAGGAUUCCGCCACCACCAUUGCACCACUUUCAACAGCAACACCAGCAACAGCAUGAGCAGCAAAUGUUACGCCAACAUCAACAUCAACAGCAACUGCAUCAGCAACAACAGCAACAACAACAAUUGCAACAGCAACAGCAGCAACUACAGCAGCAGCAGCAGCAACAAUUGCAACAGCAUAAAUAUCAGCAUUACCGUUAUCGGCAACUAAAGCAGCAGCAGUAUCCGGUAGUAGUUGCCGCGCCUUCUACCGGCAACGCCAAUCCUGCACCGUCGUUUCCGUCAAAGCUCCAGCAGUCCUUGUCAUCCGCAUCGUCCUCGUCCGCGUCGGCCCAUCCCAUCGUGGCUGCAGCGCUCUAUACGGAAACCGAUCGGUCCGACUCGGGUCUCGGUUCGUCGCGCACGCUCAACUCGGGCGACGAACGGUCCGGUUCGCAUUCGAGCGCAUUCAGCGGUUCUGACGAUCAUGCGGCCGCCACGUCGCCGCUGAACGAUCAACAGCAGCCGCCGCCAUUCAACAGUUUACCCGUCUGGAGGGAUCCCAACAUAAUACAGUCCAUGGACGGGCCCAUAAGACAUGUGGACAGUGUACAACAUCAGACCCUCUUCGUUUCGAACAAUACACAAAUGCCUCAAGUACUGUCUUUUCAUCCACAGUCUGUUCUUUCGCCGUCGCCGAUUCAACCGGCAAUAGAUGCCACGGGGAUAUUGUGGAAACAGUCUGGUGUUGUUAACAGCAAUCCGGCGACUAAUUAUUACCACCGAUCCAACGAACAGCUCAGACUCAAUAGCGGGAACGCGGAAAAAGAUUAUACAGAAGUUAAAAAAAUGAUAUCGCCGUUGUACGUAAAAAGUGGUCCAAUCAGUGGUGGUAAAAGAUCUGCCGGUGGUCAACCUAAUGAAAAUUAUCCCAGUGAAUACGGACAAGUUGAAAGCGAACGAAUAGUCAACCGUCAGCAAAUAUCUAAUCGAGAACACAAUGAAAAGCAACAAGCUGAGGCAGCUGUCCACCACCAUUUCGAAGAGAGUUUUAAACUUGCGCAACAGCAAAGAAGAACUAAUUGGAUAUCGAAUUUACCAACCCUUCCAAAAAAUGUAUACCCAAGUCAAGGGCAUAACAUUGAAGACGCGUCACAACAUAGACCCUCUUCACUCUCAACAACCAAUAAUCGAGGAGAAGAAUGGAAAGAAAAGAAGAAUCUGUCAUAUGAUCCUGUUAGAUUGACACAAAUCGAACAAUUAUCUACUAGACCAUCUUUGUCUUUUCAAGAUAACUAUAAAGCCCACACCGUUCCUACAGUAAAUUACAAUCGUGAAAAUAUAUCAGUGAAUGCCAACGAAGGUGAUAACUAUAACAGUAUGAUCUCAUAUACUCCAUACAUGAAUUCAAGUCAGGGCUAUGUGGCUUCCGCUUCAUCAGUUAUAGUCAGAAAUGAGUCAUCUUAUAAAAACCCAUCGAAACAAGCACCACUAACAGGUUAUGUUAACAAUCGUGCUCCUACUAUUCUCUCAGUUCCCGCUAUCAAGUUAGAUUAUAAUAUAGAACCAAUAGAAGCGGAGCCUAUGCAUUAUUCCAGGCCUUCAGCAAACACUAGUCAAUCAAAAGAUCAUGACGUUGCUCAAGAAAUACAUCAUCCAGGUCCGUUGUUAAAUACGCAUGGUCGAUAUGCAUUUUAUCCUCCUCUAACUUCAGCUCAAAAAGAUGAAAAUAAACCUCCUCCGGCUCAUUUAAAUACAGUGACGACUAGUGUUCUUUCGGAAUUUGUACCUGUAGCAGUACCAGUCGAUGAUCUCCAAACGGAACCCUUAGAUCUAGUUGUGACGUAUAAUACUCGAUCGCUCAAAUCAGAUACACUUAAAACUGAAGUUCCUUUACAAUUAUUAAAUUAUAGCAACAGCCGUACCAUACGAGGUCCUCAAAGUACCACAAGCAAAUAUGAUAUAAAUUCUAGUAUAAAAACUAAAAAUUUGAAGGUUUUAGAAAUUUCUCUACCUGACCAUAUUAUAAGUACAUCACCAAACGCACUAAUAAGCACUCCAACGACAAAAUCGACAAUUCUAUCGACAGCUCUCUCGUCGACUAAUUCAGUUGUUAUUUCAUCUACAAUUACAGAAGCUAUUCCAUGUAUCAAUAUAAUAACCAAUUCAUCUGCUAACACAAUGACUAUCUCAACUUCCAUUCCGUCUAUCGUUCCAGUGGUUAACGUAACAACUAUCACAACUUCCAUAACUUCUUCUAUUCCAUUGGCUAACCACACAGUUAGUCCAAUAAUUAUUACGAAGACUGUCUCGUCCAAUAUUUCAACAGAUAUUCCCACAAUUACCUCUGCAGGUAUUCCAACUAUAAUAUCAAAAACCAAGCCAGUUUUGUCCGUGGUCUCGACAACAGCAUCAUCGGCUGUCUCAACGACAAAUUUAUCAACACACGAUUCUUCUCCGUCUACUCCUCCGCCAGUCCUUAUGCCCGCUAUUUAUACAGAGAUGAAUUCAAAACCUCAUCAUCACAAAUUAAAAAAAGCAUGGCUACAACGGCAUGUAUGGACUGAAGAUUUGAAAGAAGCAGGCGUUAAUAUUGACCAAAAUCCAUCAAACUCGUUUUCGGAAAUUGAUGAUACCCCACCUGUAUUAGAAUGUGAAAUUGUGAAAAAAAGAAAAAAAUCAAAAAGUGCAUCAGAAAAUAAUGUUACUGUAGAAGAAAUGUCAGUAGAAAUGUCUCCAUAUGAGUCGGAUAUAGAACAACAAUCAUUGACCAAUGGAACCAAAAAGUUUAAAAAACGAAAAAAUUCUAAUUCAAAUAUACUUUCAGAAAAUACAACGGAAAGUGACAAGGAUUCAGAUUUUGUAAAAGAAAAGAAAGUUCCACCAAUUAAAAUUCCAAAAAAAAGAGGUAGAAAACCAAAAGUGGUAGUAAGUAUUCCUUUAAAAAAAGGUAAAAAUGACGACGAUGAAGAAGUACGUUUUUUUCAAUCCGGCCCAUGUUUAAAUGUCGGUCCUAAAAUUCACAAAUGCAGAGAGUGUCGUAUAUUUUUAACCAAAAAAAAGAAAGAUCUUACGACGCAAGAUGAAGUUGAUAAUAUAUUUUGUCGAUUCUAUGCAUUUCGGCGUUUAUUCACUAACAAAAAUGGACAGUUAAUGGAUGCUGGAUUUCCUGACCCUUUCAAAGAUGUAACAGUGGAUGAUCUUAAUCUUUGGAUGCCUAACUCAAAAUUUCCACCAAGUACGUUGGAUAUCGAGAUCGCGAAAAAAGUAUUGAUUGAAGCCGGUCGUCAAUUUUGUUAUUUAGUGAAAGAAGAAAAUAAGGCUCUACAUUUAUCUCCAUUUUUUCGAGAUAAACCUAUUGCGUGGAAAAAAGCUGCUAAUGGUGUAAGAGAAAUGUGUGAUGUUUGUCUUACAACUAUUUUUAAUUAUCACUGGGCUUGUGCAAAAUGCGGUUUUGGAGUUUGCAUUGACUGUGUCAAAGCACGACUCAAUGGCACAGCGGAGUCACCAAAUGCAGCGAAAAUGACUAAAAAGGAUUUACGUGAAAAGGACACGUUUAUGUGGAUGACUUGUAACAGUAAGCACAACCACGAUGUCGAACGACUUAUGUUAACACAAAUCGUGGCCGGUGACUCAAUGAACAUUGUCUUCUCUAAUUUGCACGAUGUCUGUAAACAGUGGAACAUUGAGAUUGAAUGUGGUUGCCCGGGCCAUCCAUUUCCUUCGUCAAUGAAUGAUUCUAGCUCUGACGAGGAUGAUGAGAAGAACGAGGUUCCUUUUGAAAAACAAGAAAAAAUUCCAAAGCCUGAGAGCAGUCCCAAAAGUAAUGUAGCCGAAAGCUCCAAAAUCAGCCCCCCUCAAAAUGCUAAUAUAAUUGAACCACAAGUGGCUGGGUGUUCAAAAAGUAGACGAGUAAGCGUUCAAUCAAAUUCAUCUUCGAAAAUAGAUAAAUUGAAACAUUUUGUCAGAAAAAAAAGUAAAUAUCUGAAAAGAAUUCCACGUGAGCCUUUACCUCCACGCGUUAUGACAUUAGCGGAAAGCCGACAAUUUUUUCCGGACAACCCCCAUUUAUGGCUGUGUGAUGGAAAGCUGUUAAGACUUUUAGAUCCUGAGGAUCCUACAAACAGUGAUCUAUUUCGGGAACAGUGGAAAAGAGGUCAACCGGUGAUGAUUAGUGACGUAGGUAAAAAUUUAAAUCCACAUCUGUGGAGUCCGAGUUCGUUUUGUCGUGACUUUGGUAAUUUUACUAAUGAUUUGAUCGACUGCAUGACCGGUAUGCUGGUAGAAGGCAAAUCGAUGAAACAGUUUUGGGACGGUUUCGAAGACGAAAGCAAAAGAAUAACGGACUCUAAUGGUAGAAAGAUGUUGUUGAAACUAAAAGACUGGCCGGUGGCAGCCGAUUUUUCAGAAACAUUACCAGAAAGAUUCAACGAUUUAAUGACAGCAUUACCGUUGAAAGAGUAUACACAACGCGACGGAAAAUUAAAUUUGGCGUCCAGAUUACCAAUGUGCUUUGUACGACCAGAUCUCGGACCAAAAAUGUACUCUGCUUACGGGAAUGCUGGAAGACAUAGCCUAGGUAAACAAUCGUUGAGCACAACCAAUCUACACUUAGAUGUAUCGGAUGCUGUUAAUGUAAUGGUAUUCGUGGCUCCCACGCAAAAGGGUGACGAUGAAAUCAAUUCCGAAGACGAUCCGGAUAACGAUUGGCAAACAAAGGAAGCGUAUCGCGCGGUCGAUGAGGCCGGUUGUGAUAUGGCUAGCAGAAGACGAGCCCGCGAACCGAAAGAGUUCCCCGGUGCGGUGUGGCAUAUUUAUCACGCUAAGGACGCAGAUUCCAUACGAGAUUUGCUAAAUAAGGUGAGCGCCGAGCGUGGUGAACCACUGGAACCCAAUCACGACCCCAUACACGAUCAGUCUUCAUACUUGGAUGCAGAUCUCAGGGCGAGACUGUACAACGAAUACGGUGUCGAAGGUUAUGCGAUCCUACAGUGUCUGGGCGAUGCUAUAUUCAUUCCGGCCGGAGCGCCGCACCAGGUGAGAAAUUUACACAACUGUAUCAAGGUGGCGGAGGACUUUGUGUCGCCUGAGAACGUGUCUCAGUGUUUCCGGUUGAUGAACGAGUUCCGUGAUCUGUCCAGUAGCCAUAGCAAUCACGAAGAUAAACUUCAGAUCAAGAACAUAAUGUACCACUCGGUUAAAGACUCGCUUUCGGUGUUGUUACACGCAGGUCUAGAAAACCCUGCAGAAUAGGGCUAAUUGAUUUCUGUUCAUGGUAAUUUAUUAUUAUUUUUAAUUACUUUCGUUGUUGUUUUCGUACAUGCUAAUCUGUACAUAAUUUACAAACAAUUAUUAUAUAUCAAUCCUUCUUAUUACUAUUUUGUAAUAAUAUAUGUCAGUAAAAGGACAACUUUAUUAUUUGCAUAUAUAUUAAAUUACUUUAAUGUUGUAACAAUUAAAUAUCAUAACUUUGAUUUCGGUGCUCAUGCAAGCACAAAAAUAAAUUUUUUCUUG
Sipha flava (yellow sugarcane aphid) is the source of this 6251-nucleotide messenger RNA. Its product is annotated as lysine-specific demethylase 3A-like. NCBI's taxonomy places the organism in Eukaryota, Metazoa, Arthropoda, Insecta, Hemiptera, Aphididae. The record is from RefSeq and is a predicted model, not a curated record. The coding region runs from base 681 to 5990 and encodes 1769 amino acids. Gene Ontology annotation, cellular component: chromatin; histone deacetylase complex. The transcript is spliced from 15 exons. Gene Ontology annotation, biological process: regulation of transcription by RNA polymerase II. Gene Ontology annotation, molecular function: chromatin DNA binding; transcription coregulator activity; histone H3K9 demethylase activity.